AACUGUUUCUUUAAAAGCCAUGUGUCAUUAUGCCUAUGACAGCCUAUGUCACAAACAAAUACAGUGGAUGAAGAGGUACGCCCCAUCGUUAAACUAACUUUGACGUGUUCGUUUCUUCACUUCAUAUAUUUUUUCCCCUGUCGUUUUCUAAUUUCUACCCAAAAUAAGUAAAGUACCCAUGAAAUACAGUUUGAUUACUUAAAAAAUAAAAAUAAAUCAGUAAUAUGUAUGUUGAUUAAAUACAUCAGUUUCAGAAGAGGCUCAUGUCAAAAGCACAAGAUUCAAGAUGACCCCCACACUUUUUAAUAUAAAAAAACAAAAAAAACAAUCAUACACAAAAAUUAACAACAAGGCAUUCAGCAGUUUCAUUUUAUUUUUAUUCAUCACUGUAUUCUUUGAGCAAUAUUAUUAUAAGCAGAGGAAAUUUUUUUUUUUUUUUUUACUAUCAAUUAAAGCAUAGAAAUUAAUAAAGACAGACCCAAAGUGAAAUUGUUGCAGCAAAAUCAAUACGUAAAAUAAGACUGAAACUAUCCUCUCACUAACCCUUAAUGUUAAAAUAACAAUAUAAUUAAAAUUAUUAAAAUAUUAAUGUUUUGAGGCAAAAAGUAAGAUGUGUGAGAACACUUAGGAAAUGAAUUAAAGUGACACCAAGAAUUAGAUAUUACAUCAUUAAUCAUUAAAUGUGAGAUUUAUUUUUAAUGCAUUAACACAAUAUGGAUGGACUGUACAGAUUCAGUAUCUUUCUCAAAUGUGCAUAUGAAAUCAUUUCUAACAAUUGUACAAUUCUUAUUCAAUAUCAGAGUCAAAAUAUAUCUUCUUUAAAUUAAAAAACAAUUGACAAUACACAUAACCUUACUAAAAAAUAUUAAAUUAAUUUUUUUUUACACAAUUUAAUGAUAUGUUUAAGUAUAAAUUAAAUUUGAAAAUGUGUUGAAAAGAUCAAUUUUUCAAAUUAUAUUUCCAAAAACCAAGGUUUGAUAUUUAAAGAAGAAUGCAUUUUUGGUGGCUACAGUAAAUAACUAUACUUUUUAAUAAAAAUACAAAACAGGACCGUCCAGCUAUGAGAUUAUCCACACUCAUUCAUGUAUCUAUAAUACUAACAUUUAAUAUUUUAAACAUGUGACAUUGAGAAUGCAGUUAUUGUUAGCUUUUUUUCAAAAAGGAGAUUUUUGCACCCAAAAGUGGAGGACAUUAGGGCUCUGUAUCAUAAAUCCCAAUAUACCGGUUACCAGUACAUUAAUUUGGGUUUAAAUUUCUUGUGUUUGAAAAAAAGUACGGUACCUAUAACUGACUAUUUAUUUCACUGAUACACAUAAUCUUUGGGUAACAAUAAAUAAAUAUAUAGGAGCCAGAAUGAUCAAUUCAUUGAUCGUGGGCCCUCAAAAUAAAGAAGAAGAGGAGAAAUUUUAUUUACACCCAUGGUUCAAAACACAGGUUAGUCAAAAGAAAAGAGAAGUUUCACCUGUCCUUGUUUUAAGUAUUGAAAAAUUAAGAAAAUGUUAUAAGGCUAUGCUGUCUCAUAAAAAAUGUAUCCGUGUUUUAUUAAAUAGAUGAGACUAAGGUUACACCACUGACGUUUAAAUUUUUUACGUAUUGAUAAUACAAAAGGAAAUUAAAAGUUAAAAGAAUUUUCCAAAACUCACUGUCCAUGAAGAUAUUAAAGAAAAUUACAGAAUACUGAGUCUUUGUUAAAAUAGUUAUGAUUGAUAAAGACAUACAUGGUUUUGUUUCUCUAAGACUAAAGUUGAGGCUAAAGUAAUACUCUUGUUUUGUUAAUUACAGUUUAUUGAUUUUUUUUAAUUUAAAGAAAAAUGUAUUUGUGGUUUAAAAAUUAUAAUUUAAGUACUAAAUGGCGGUAGCGAUUUCAAUUAGUUAAAGUGAACAAUAUCAGCAAUAUUUAUUAAAAAUUUAAAAAAUAACGUAAAACACUACAGAAAAUGCCAUAAACUUGACUUAUAAUGAAUACAACAUAUUUUUUAAGAUGCUUGUCAUGGAGCUGCAUUCAUACUACAAAUUGAUUAGCCAUGAUAUAAGCACACAUGAAUUUGUUUCAACAUCUCAUUGAUUUUUAAUGUCUAUGAAGCAGUCAGAUAGUAAAAUAUAAACUGAAAAAAGUGGAUGUAAUAGACUACCUGUAGAGCAUAAUCUAUAUUUUAUCAUCAUUAUUUUUCAGAAAAUAUUUUAAACUUAGAAAGUAAAUAUUGAGAGUUGACUAGUUAGUGAUACAAUUUUAAAUCUUUGUUAACAUGGAGAUCUAUAUUUUACAAUGUAUUAAUUUAAUCCUCUGAGAAGCAGCCUAAAUAAUUUUUUUUACAAAUUUAAAGACCAGCCAUAGUUUAUAUAUAAUUAUAUACAUGUGUGGAACAACUUUUAGGUUUGGGGCAGUGAAUGAUAAAAGUAAUUUAUCUCUAUGCUUGAAAUUAUAAAUAAAAGGGAUUAGACAGCAAAAAGCUCAUAAAAAUUGCAAGGCCACAAAGCUGAAAAAGGUUUUUUGUAAAGUAAAAACACAUAUUCUUUGUUUCUAUCUUUAGUCAAGCUUCAUCCUAAAUCAUUACAUACAUUUUAUUUUAAAGUGAUGAGAAGAGUAAGACAUAAAUGCACCAGCACAGAAGAAGACAACAUAUUUCUAUCAUUGGGGUACUGUAUUUAAAUAUCACAAAUAAGGACAAAAUAAUUUGUAAUGGUACUAAUAUGUAGCAAAAAGUAAUUUGUAAUGUAUUUAUUGCUUUAUAAACAAUUUAUUUAGCCAACUUUUAACUGCAAAAAGGCUACUUCAUACAAAAUUAAAUUUAAACCAAUUUUUAAAAGGAACUAAAAACUUUAAAUAAAAAUAGGUACCGUAUAUAUAACACAGGGAUCUCGAACAGACAACAUUAGUUUUUUUACAAUUUAAAUUUAUGUUAGUUUCAGAUUUGUGUUCUAGUGACAGACAUAUUUGACUGCAAAUCCAUAACUAAACCUUGUCUGCACUUACCAAAAUGAAGCCAUAAAGUAAAAUUUGAUUUGGUUUUCUAACUUAGCUUCAUUCAUAAAAAAAAAAAAAAACCUUUACCUUUUUAAAAAUGUUUUUAAAAGAUGUUGGACUAUCUUAAAGGCAAGUAGGCUCUAGCUUCAUCAGGCAAAAAAAGUUUAUAAACCAUUCAUUGUAAAAAAUAAAAUUAUCAAGAACUUUGAACUGUUCCUCCCAAGUUUUGUAAAUAACUGAUGGAAUAGGUUAACUCAAUAAAUAGUACAUCAACAAAAUUUGUACAUAACAAAGUAAAGAAAAAACCCCCAAACCUGCACAAUAAAAGAUGGAAAUACAGUCUGGGAUCAAACAAAAACAUAUGUACUGAUCUGUUGAUUGAGAUUUAUAUAACCCAAAAACGUUUCAUAUACCCUAAUGGGAAAAAAUAAAAAAGUUUUUUUCAAUAACAUUUAGGUUAACUCAAAGGAUAAUGAUAAAGUAUUUUAUUAACAUAAAAUUAAUUCUUAAAUACCAGUAAUUUAAAAACUGGAAUCUCAAUUCUCUUACAAUACUUUUAGCUUAGUUUCCUUUACCGCUACUUAAUGUGAUAAAUUUAACUUUGGAAAUAUUAUAGAUCCAGGUGAAUGUCUUGUUACAGUGGUAAUUCUAGGAUAAAAAUAAUGAUCAAACCCACAAGAUAUCCAAGCAUUUACCCCAGUACAUCUUACUUAAGAAUGGUCACACCAGAGUGUGUUUCAGAAAACACAUAGCUAGUUAACAGUAUUAAAAAAAAUAUUAUGGCAGUAGUACCAAGAGACACAAAUUUCCAUAAAAUUAAGUUCAAUACAGUCAGAAAAUUCAAAUCAAGAGAAAUACUUAAUCAGUUCACAUUUAGGUUGUGUGUUUGAACAAUGACUGCAAAAAUACUAACAUUACAUUACAAGGUAGCAUCAAAUUCUGUUUCUUCUUUUAUUAUUACCAAGAUUCAGUUGAAAAUGUUUAAGAACAUCUUAAACUUAAAUAUAUCAUUUUAAAACAAACAACAACAAACAUUUAGUUAUUUGGUUAAAUAUUGAAAUACAUACACAACAAGCAAAACAGUGUUUAUCAUAAUUAUGCAUGUCACAAAAAAUGGAGAGUUUGAAGUUUAAUUUAUUCAUAAAUGACUAAGUUUUUAGAUGUAGCUUGUGUUCUGUAUGGAGAUCAACAACGAUUUUCUUAAAAGAUGAAUCAUAGUGUUGAAAUCACAAGCCUUGGUUGAAAGACAAUGUAUUGUCACAGAAAACUGAAAUAGGUGAAACAAAAAAAAUUAUUAUCAACUUUUCAACCAUAUUCAUCUAAUGAAUUUGAUAACCCACCUAAAAAGUUACUUUUUUGUAUUUACAGUACCUGUAUUUGACUUUAGUCAUAUAAAAAUUAUGAGUUCCAAUUAAGCUAAAUCUGAUAACUGUCUUGCCUUUAAAUAUUGAAGAAGAUAUGAUACAAUUUAUUGGAUUAACCAAUCUGGACACCCUAUGAAAUUAAUGUUCAUCAACUAUGUUCUUUAUACUGACAUUUUUAACAAAAGGCAUACAUUGUAAAAAAUAUAAUUCUCUUUAUACUAUAUCCAUUAAAUUCAAUAUACACAAAAAAUUUAAGGUUUCAGAAACAUGAAAUUAUUACAAUCUGGCAUCAGAUUCUUGUGUAUCAGUAUAACCAUGUAAUUUUCUAUAAGUUUCAAAAGGGCUUUCCAUAAAGUAUGUCAUGCCCUGGAAAAAAAAAAAGGAUGGGGGGUGUCUAAGAAAGUGUGACAGUUUGUGAUUUUUUUUUUUGGGGGGGGGGGAGAAGAGUGUUAAAAUAUUGUGUCAUGUCACACAUUCAUUAUUUGUUUAUCAUACAAACAAAUCUGGAAAUUGACAAGUGAUACUAAAAUUUCUUUAUUGUGAUGGAUGUUUUCUGACGGAAGAUUUCACUUUUAAGCAUUUAAUAGUGUGUUUUAGAUUAAAUUUUAGUUUGUUGCUAAUUUUUUGAACAGUUUUUUAAAGUUCGAAAGUGUGGCCUACUUUAGUGGGGUGGGAGUGGGUUUCCCUGAGAUUGUGACAGUGGGGAGGGAGGGAUUAAAAUUUUGUUUUAAAUAGUGUGGUAUACUUUAUGGACAGCCCAAAGAUAGUAAGCAUAGUUUGAUACCUGAAUAUAAUUUAAUGUAAGCAAACUAAAAUUUGAUAAGAAAGCCUACAUAUUUAUAUGUUGAUCAUACCGGUAUUUCUAUUUCACUGUUCUAAGAAUAAAUAUGUUAUGAGUAUGAAUACAUUACCAUUAUGAUUUGAAUUCUGCUAUUUAAUUAAGAUGAGGUUGAAUAAUUGUGAUCCUUCUUUGCUGAUGAACUUUGAGAAAAAGAGUUUAAACUUCUGUAGGCUUCCUCUAUCCUCAUAUCCUGAGAGACAAUAGAGCUUGCUGUGCUUUGUGGACUAACCCAAUCUCUGGCUCCUACACUACCACUACUUUUGCGAGACAAACCACUAUGAAAAUAUGUGUGGUCAUCUCGCAUUUUCUGCCGGGGGAAUGUGGCUGAAGAAAAUUGAUGUCUCUCAGCAUUUUCGGAAAUAGUCAAAGUGUUAUCAUCAUUACUUUCAGGGGUACUAGAUAAAACUGACUUUGGCCUCACAUAAGUAUGGUCAUCCUUUUGGGGCAUUCCAGAAAGAAAGAAAUUCUGUAACAUUUGAGCAUGCCCAACUAUUAAUUUAUCACUGUCCCGGCCAUUUGUGUGAUCAGUGUUGGAGACAUAGUCAUGAUCGGCAACCUCCAUCUCAUGAUCUUCAUUUCCAUUUCGACUAGCUGCUUCCAAAAGAGUUUCUUGUUCGAAAAGACUAUGACUUGCUGCAGUACCAUCCCAUGUUGCCGUAGCAUAAGUAUGGUCUGCUUUCCGUGGCCAGCAUGGAAACUCAAGUGUGUCAUUGACAAGUCUGUGAAGUGUAUGAGAAAUUCCUGUCUUUUGAACACUUUCAGUGGAUUUGGAAGUUUUUAUACUAGAUUUACCACUAUCAAAACUAACUUCUUCAAAAGAGCAAGAUUUUCUGGGAGAGUUCUUUGACAGAACAUUGGGCCACUCACAAGCUCUGCUAACAGUGCCCUGUGUUUCGCACUGGGUCUCUAUUUUGCACCUGUUGUUAUCAAUAUCACAGUUUAGAUUCUCUACUGAUGAGCACCUCUUGUGUUUUAAAGAAGUCAAAUUUUCUUCAGAAUUUAAAAUCUUAGAUGCAUGUUGAAAAUUAAGUUUCAUUUCAUCAGUAGAUAAAGCAGUUUCAUCUUUCAUUUUCAAUUGUGACAAUGGUAUUGUUUUUUCUUCCUCGUCUGGAAGACGACUCACCUUAAGUGCUGCUAGUGCUGCCUUGGCAGUUUGCGAACGAGUUGUUAUAUUAGAGCCACUAGAGGCAUACGUGUGGUCACUUUCUUUCUUAAUACCAUAUCCACAGGUGGAUUCGAGCAUAUUUGAUUCUUCUCUAACAUUCUUGUGGUCUAAAGCAAGCACCAUAUCGGCAAAAGUCAAUAAAGAUGUAGUUGUGGCUUGAGGAGGGGGUUCCCCAAAGCCAACUCGCGAGGAAGAAAAGAAAACAUUGACAUCCCCAGAGCCAUCUACGGACAUUAUGCUCUGUAAAUAGGAUAACAUAUAACUUUUAUCUCAAUAUAAAUCCAUAUACAUUUGGAAUAUUCAACAUUAUACAUUAUUUUUGCAUUUUCUCUGAAAUAUAAUGAAUUCGAUGGAAUGUCAUUCAUCGUCCACGAUGCAACCUUUCCGUGUCGCUAUACUGAGUUUGACUGCUUCCGUCUGAUUGAAAACGAGGUCAACAACUUAAUUUCCAUUUUUUCUAGUAAUUUUAUUGGUUGAAUCCUUUCUUAAAAUAAACUUUACUUUUGAGUGUAAUGACACACUGUGUUGUUGUAAUGGUACACAGUAACACGGCUCAAGUUCACAAUGUGUGAUUGUCACGUCUAGGUGUAGGCCUACACACUAAAAGUGCGUCUCUAACUCUUGCUAACAAUACACAUUUCACUGAUUACCGGUAAGAACUUGGACUCAAGCAUUUUUGUUCGCUUUACUACAUAAACCUGUCUAAGUCUAAUCCUAAUCCUAGGUCUAGUGGUAGUGACUCAGUAAAUAGUAAAUUAAACUAAUUUAAAGAUUAAAGUCAGUUAUCAAUUUGGCUUGGUGAACAAUUUACGGCCAAUUUACAAUUAAAUUGAAUUAGUAAUUAUUAUAGUAAUUGACAUUGUCUGUUGAUUGCUACUAAUACUAAUACUAUUAAAUUGAUUAUUAGCCUAUAGUACUAUACUUACUAUUAUACGCAGUAUUGCUAAACUAAAGACUUGCAUUACUAAUAGUAAUAAUAUAUAGUAUAGUAUAUAAUAUAUAGUAUAGUAUAUAGUAAAAGUACUAAACUAAAAGUAGUAAACUAAUUUAAUAAGACAAGACAUUAUUUUAUCAUUUAUUAACGGUAGCCAUACCAUUAUGUUAUUAAGUUAUUAUAUAACUUAACUUGCUUAAAUCUCAGGAAAUCGUUAAAAAUAAAUUGUGUAAAUAAUUUAACAAUAUUAAUAUAAUGUGGACGUGGAAGAACAUGGAAAAUUACAUCAUUAGUCAUGAUUAGUACAUAAAUGUGAUUGUUGUAGCCUAGUAAUAUUAAUAAGUUAGUAAUGUUAUUAUAUAUAUAGAUCUCCAUGUUAACAAAGAUUUAAAAUUGUAUCACUAACUAGUAAUAUUAUUUCUAAUACUGCAUUAAUUUUUCUGAUCUGUAUUUUAUUUAUGUUAAAUAUGCCUUACUUUUAGAUGGACAUUAUCUGUUUGUAUUGAAAAUUUCAUAGUGAUAGCUUUAUUGGUUUAAUAAUUAUGUCAUUUUUUGAAGAAAAAAAUUUGUUCGACAAUUGUCGUUAUCCAUGCUAUAUGCUUAUAAAAAAUUUUUUCAAAAAAUAUAAUAAGUUAAUUCAAAAUUCAUGUGUUUAAUUUUGUUAAACAUUGUAUUGUAAAUGUGUUCUCCAAAUUUGAGCAGUCUAACUUUAAAAGCCAACAAGAUACAACCAAAAUAGUACAAAAAGAGUAAUAAUUAGAUCACAGUUUUAAAAAUUAAAUACAAAGCCAAAUAGUGGGAAAAAAUAAAUCACUAAAAAAUUCAUAACUUUUCUUCUACAAGUGAUAGAAAGAUUAUCUUGGUGUCAAUGGAAAGCUUAAAGUCAGCUCUUUCCAAUGAUAUGCUCUUUGUGUAUGUCAGAUGUAUCUGAAAUUUUGAGUUGGAGUACCUAGUGAUAAUGACAUUGAUUUAUAGAUACAGUAAUACUUAAAGUUUGUAAAAGUACAUAAUAAAUAAUAGUAAUAGUUUAUGAAUAUGAUGUGUGAUUCUGUGAAAUUUGAAAAGGUUUGUUGGCCCGUAGAAGUAGUGAAGAGUGCCUUCUAAGUCUAAAGUAAUGUUAUUGCUAUUCAAUUUUCUGUUUUGAACACCAUUGGCAUAUUAUCACAAAUUCUUAAAUACAAUGUGACUUUGUUAUUACAUUUCAGAAUUAUGGCCAAAAAAAUACUCAUAACAGGUGCUUCAGGGCUUCUUGGAAGAGACUGUUUAUCUGCAUUCUUCCAUGACCCUGAAUGGACAACACUUGGGUUAGCUUACUCACGAGCAGGAAGCAAUCUCAGAAAAAUAGAUUUGACAGAUGCAAAGCAAGUCAAUGAUGUCAUUAAAGAAUUUAAGGUGCAUUACUUAUAAGUUAGGCCUACAUCAUACAUUUUGUAAAGACUUUUAUUAUUACUAUAUUAAUAAGGAUCAAACAAUAUGCGCCAAAUUAUACAGUGAUGAAAAUCCAGUAUGUGUACUUGUAUAUGCAUUCAUCAAAGAUACAUAGCUCCAGGCAUCACAUGUUCCUUUUAGAAAAAAAAGGAAGAUAAGUUGGCCGUGAUGUAGGAUAGGGGUGUAAGGGGGCGGCUUGUCCUGAACGACCUGUUUCUUUCUUAAAAGGAGGGGCAGUUGUUUUGGGGAGAAAGACUUCUUUUUUUUUUUUUGGUGGUGUUGUGUGGAGGGGGGGGGGGGGGGGGCAAACAAAUACCUACCCACAUCGGGUAGCACUAACUCUAGCUACACCACUGUAUAUUGGGCAUUUGUUGGAAACUAUGAACUUGUUUUGGCCCUAACUGUAUUUAAACAAAUUCACUGUAACCGUCACAGAUAUAGGAAGAAAGGACGGUCUGCCUGGGGCGACAAUUAUUUUGGGGCUGUAUUUUCACUCUACACUUGGUAACGCUUAUUUUUUAUACUUAUUCUGUAAGGAUUGGGGUUUUGCUCAAAUAGGGGUGGUAAAAUUAAAUACUGCUCCAGACAUCGCAACCUUUGGCUACUCCACUACCAAGCAUUAUAAUGCUGUGGGUAAAAGCUUAUAAACAAUGAAGAAUGAUGAAUCCUGAAAACUAUCAAACUUAUUGUUAAAGUAUGAAUAAGAAACGUUUUAAAAAAUUGGAAGUUGUAUUUAUUUAUGCAUUUUUGUAUAGCGCUUACCUUACAGCUCUAAGCGCUUUACAAUUUUUAAAAAUAGGUAAACUAUUUAAAACUGCUAAAAUAAAAUAAAAAAUGAAAACAAGACAGACUAGAACAGUAAAAAGUUACUAUAAAAACAGUAGCUAAAACAUUAAAAAUGGCUAUAAAAAGAAGAAAACUUAGGCACAUUUUGGCAUAUACAUUGAAAAAACAUAAAUACAAAAUCAACCCGAGAACGAGGCAGGGAAGGUGCAUCACAGGUCAUAGGCGGACCUAAACAGAUGGGUUUUAAGGGACUUUUUGAAAGUGGACGAGGUUUCACAAUGACGGAUGUGGAAGGGGAGCUGGUUCCAGAAUGUGGGCGCGUGGAAGAAGGAGCAUUCACCAAUGUACCAGUCAUACCCUUUUUGUGUGCUCAAACUAUCAUAUAAAUCACUAUUGCAUAAAAGUUAUGAAUUCGAAAAUAAGUGUUCCCCCCUCAUGCCUUUGAUGCUUAAAAAAAUUGGAUUGGAUUUCUUUAUUUUUAGAAGGACAGCGGAACAUUUGAUGUGCACAUUAGAAACUGAAACAUUUUUUGUGAACUGGUUAAUGUAGCCAAUAGUUAAUCAUAUGAUAAAUUCCUAAUUGAAUUCUCUAGCCUACAGUCAUUCUCCAUGCGGCAGCUGAGAGAAGGCCAGAUGUUGUUGAAGAACAAGAGGAGAAAACUAAAAAUAUAAACGUUGAUGCCACCAAAAAUUUAUGUGACUUGGCAAGUAAGUUCACAGACUGCACUUCAGUCAGCUGGAAAUUUUGCAACAAUUAAAUCUUUAGCACAAUUCACAGACUUUCUGUUCUAAUAAUAUAUUUUUCAUUAUUCGAGAUCAAGAAUGGAUUUUGUUUAACAGCAAUAUCACUAAUCUGCUAAAUAAUGCAGAUUGUUUAAGUGUCUGAGUCACAGAAGGAUCUAGUGAUAUGAAAUUAUGUUUAUAUAAUGUUCUGCUACAUGUUUGUAGGUCACAACAUCUUUUUUCAGCUGCCUUUGUUUCCAUCAGAGAUAGAACAUUAUAAUGGUAAUUAUCCAUUUCCUUGAAAACCUGUACUGGGUGCUUGGUGGCCAAGUGAUCUAAACUGACUCAUUCCAAAUAGUGGUGGUCUGGAGUUCAAUUCCCACCAAAGCAAACAUCCCAAGCGGUGGAUGGGACUCAUUAAUCCUUGGAAGGCAACUCAUCUAAGAGAAGGCUAAGUCUGAAUUCAAGCCAGGAGCCAAAAUGAUCAAUAAUUUGAUUGUGGGCCCUCAAAUAUGAAAAAAAAAAAAAACUUUUUUCAUUGUAGCUAUAUAUAGCUGUAUUUUCAUGUGUCUUUUUAAUAAGGCGAGUCAUCAAAUAUGGCACAAAACCCCAGAUGAAGCUACAUUUGAAAACAUUUCUUGUUAUAAAAAUUAAUCUUGUCUCAACUGUAAGUUUUAUAGUUUAAUUUAUGUUUUAAAAAAUUUAUUAGAGCGACGCUAUCAUAUUUUAUGGUUUUUUUUCAUUUUGUCACAGAUGAAGUAGGUGCUUACAUCUUAUUCAUCAGCACAGAUUAUGUCUUUGAUGGCACAAAGGCUCCAUACAAACCAACUGACAAGCCAAAUCCAUUGAACAAGUAUGGCCUCAGCAAAGCAGAAGGAGAGAGGGUGGUGAUGGAGUCUAAUCCAAGUAAUAUUUAUUUGAUAGUUUGGUAUUAACUUACUGAAAACUGUAAAUAAAUCCAAAUGUUGCAUGGUUAUUAAUUGAGAAUAUGGAAUCCUCACACUUUCAAAACCAUGCUGAUUUACCUAUAUUUCACUAAUUGUUUUAUCUAAAGGAAAUAUAGUAAUGCGGGUGCCUGUCUUGUAUGGCGUUGUAGAAAGAUUAGAUGAAAGUGCAGUGACUGUAUUAUUCAGCAAGGUGAAGGACCCAAGCAAGCCAGCAGAGAUGAACCAUUAUGAGCGCCGGUAUCCCACAUCUUGUUCAGAUUUGGCAGAUGCUAUUAAAAUUCUGAUUGAAAGCAGGGUGGAGGUGAAUACAGCAUUUCUUGUGUGAUCACUGCAUAUUUUGUUUCGUACUUUUAUGAUAAUUUUUUUUAAAGACGUUUUGAGUGGGUGUAUGAAUUUUUUUUUUAUGUUUCAAGAAAAAAAUUGUUUUAAGAUUUAAGUUUCUUUAUGAUAAUUGUUAGGUUUUUUUUAAAAAUUCAGUUAACCUGGUGGAUGUAGUAAUUUUUUUCCUCAUUAAAUGAUUACAUCAUUUUUAUGUUGAACCAUGUUAGUUUUUUUGUGUGUAAAGUUAGCCAAAUGCAAGCUGUUGUAUGUUUACAUAAUUGCUGGCUAUUUUCAUUUCAGAACCCAGAACUAACAGGCUAUUUUCACUGGAGUGGAACCCAGAUGAUGACCAAGUAUGACAUGGCACUGGCCAUGGCUGAACUAUUUGGUAUUCCCACAAAUCACAUUGUAGCCGACACAAAGCCAGCCACGGGUGCACCACGACCAUUUGAUUGUCAGCUGGAAUGUUCCAGAAUGGAAUCCUUAGGAGCUACAAAAAGGACUCCUUUUAAAGUUGGCAUCAAAGCAGCCCUAGAAAAGUUUUAUCCCUAAUGUGAAUUCAAUAUCUCUCAUGAUUCCAAUGAGCUGACAUCACCAGGCAUAAGUGAAAGAAAGAUGAGCAGCUUGUUUCUAACAUAAUUUUUAAAAAUGGCAUUUACUUUGUUCUAUUUUCCUUAUUAUUAAACAAUGGACUAUUUAAAAAGAAUUUACAAGUGCAACACAAAUACAAUGUUGGCUAUGGGUUUUAUUAUUUCAUGGGAAAAUAAAUCACUGGUUUAUAAAUUGUUAGUUUUGUUUAAAUGCUAUGUGUUAAUAUUUAAUUAAUCAUUCAGUUGUCAAAGGUUGUGUACGGGGUUAAUAAAUGUAUUAUGUUAUAAGUUAUAGCAAUAAAAUGGUGGAAUAAAAUAUUCAUUGCUAUAUUGUUUUCAGUGAUACAUAAUACAAUAGUGAAGAAACAUAGUCUUCAUUGUUAAAAAAUAAUUUUUUAAACAUUGCCAUAAUUAAAUCUAUUUGAUUUACUUUGAAUUAAAAUUGUGAACUUUGUCAGUUACCAUAGCAUUGCCAUGUACAAUUUGCAUUUAUUUAUGUCUAUAAUCAUAAUAAAUUAAUGCUGGGUUGAUCUUUACCAGUGAUUUGGAGUUGGUUAUUUUAAAUUAUCAAGUUUAACUUAUUUGUGUUAAAAUAUCUUUGGUUUUAUUUUCACAAAAAAAAUACUUUUAAUUAGUAUAAAUGAUAAAAUUUUAGGGUUUUAAGGCCAAAGAAAAAUAAAUGAUAUAAAAAGUAAAAAAACAUCUUGAAAAUAUAAAUUUUAUUUUUAGCUAUGUUCAAACUUUUGGCUCCUUUUAAUUUUAUUUG
Lymnaea stagnalis (great pond snail) is the source of this 12829-nucleotide messenger RNA. NCBI's taxonomy places the organism in Eukaryota, Metazoa, Mollusca, Gastropoda, Lymnaeidae. The record is from the annotation of a GenBank genome assembly.